Messenger RNA from Pieris rapae (cabbage white), 1889 nucleotides. RefSeq names its product nuclear factor interleukin-3-regulated protein (gene vri). The record is from RefSeq and is a predicted model, not a curated record. Gene Ontology annotation, molecular function: DNA-binding transcription factor activity; DNA binding. Bases 326 to 1426 code for a protein of 366 amino acids. Lineage: Eukaryota; Metazoa; Arthropoda; Insecta; Lepidoptera; Pieridae. Gene Ontology annotation, biological process: regulation of DNA-templated transcription; circadian rhythm. Gene Ontology annotation, cellular component: nucleus. The transcript has 2 exons.
CCCCACUACAAAAUUUAGUCGAACUCUAGACAUCGUUGAAGAUAGUCGUGUUCAAUUGACUAGAGUACUACGCAUUCAGUGAUUCUUUCGUCAUAACAUUGUGAUAGUGACAAAAUCAUUUGGGACGUGAAAAAGUGGGAGUGAAUUAAACAUUAUUAAUUUUUAUUACAAACAAUUACCGAGACGUUUCUGUAUUUUGCUGUUUUAGUGAAACUAUGACAUUGUUCCUUCUAUUUGGAUAAUUCCGGAUAAGGAGUGCAAAAUAACCGCAAAUAUUUUUAACCACAUUGAGGAUCCCUGCGGACCCAACGUCGUCCGCCAAAAUAUGGUUGCUGAGUUUAUAUUGAGCCAGCAGCAUCUGAUGGGUGGGGGUGCCAUGGGACCAGUGCCAACCCCCUCCAGAGUGCCGCCGCCGCCAAGGCCGCGCCUCUCAGUCUCACCACACUACCCUAUGGAUCAAUCUCCUUCUUCCAAUGGCUCAGCCGAACAUCAAGAUUUUGGUAACUCAUUUGACUACAAUAAGAGGAAGGAGUUCUUCGGACAACGCAAACAAAGGGAGUUCAUCCCUGACAGCAAGAAAGAUGAUGGCUACUGGGACCGCAGACGGCGAAACAAUGAAGCCGCAAAGCGCUCCCGCGAAAAACGCCGUUUUAAUGACAUGGUUCUUGAACAGCGAGUCGUCGAACUCUCAAAAGAAAACCACGUGUUAAAAGCUCAGUUAGAUGCCAUUAAAGAAAAAUAUGGAAUCUGUGGAGAGGCGCUUAUUAGCAUCGAUCAAGUCUUAGCCACAUUACCGACAUGCGAUCAAGUACUUUGCGUCACAAAGAGAACUAAAUUAACAGGCAACGCUCUAUUUCCUGCCGCGCCACCACCACCUCCUCCGAUACCUUCUGCAUCGCCGCCACCUCCGGUACCUCAGCGUGCCCCUGAACCCUACCAGGAAAGGCUUCCAGCCCCUGAGGCUUAUUAUCCUCACCCAGCCCACUACGAACCACCAGGUUCCGUUCUCAACCUUUCAAGAUCUCGCCGUGCUCCCUCACCUUAUGAACUCUCCUCCCUGUCGGGUUCCGGAGAUGAAACUGGUGAACAAUACGCCCCAGAAAAUAACGGGCUCCCAUUAAAAUUACGCCACAAAUCACACUUGGGUGACAAAGAUGUUGCCAGCGCUCUCCUCUCCCUCCAACAUAUCAAACAAGAGCCAGGACCACGUUCGUCGCCUUCUUGGGAUGGUGAAGGGUCCAGUGACGAAAGGGACUCGGGGAUCUCACUGGGAGUCGAAUACAGACCGCAGCGACCUGUCAGCGACGAGAGGUUAGCAGAAGAAGAAGAUGCUCACCUUAAGGCAGAGCUAGCGCGGCUCGCUACUGAAGUCGCGACACUUAAAAACAUGAUGCACCAGAACAAGACUCGUGUUUUGGAACAUUGAGCGAGAUUUAUCUGCGCCUGGACCGCGCCCGCCUCGCUCCUUCCGCGUUACUCGUACAAACUGUCUCAACCUGUCCCCUUCCGUGUAGAAGAAGUUACCACGUAAAGAGAUGUAUAUUGUAUGAUAGUGCAGCUGACCGCGGCCAAGUCGCAACGCCUAAUUGUUAUCCUUCCUAGUAGUCGUAUUCAAUGUUUAGGUUAGAGAUAGUUAAGUGACGUUUGUGGAGCUCCAUAUGAGACUAAUUUUCGGUUUAGACUUUUCGAGAUGAUAAAACUUAUCUGCUCAUGAUAGAUUUAACAAUGAUGCAUUUUUAGUGGUGAGCUAUGUAAGUGUAAUAUAGGUAAAGAAGUAGAUCUGUUUCAUCUUUUCGAAGACUCAUUUGUGAAAAUCGAUAGCUAAAGACUAUGUUUCGUGUAAGGUAGAGUUAAGUCAAUGUAAGUAAAUAUAAGUCCAAUCUAGUUUA